Messenger RNA from Papaver somniferum (opium poppy), 1143 nucleotides. RefSeq lists its product as uncharacterized. Lineage: Eukaryota; Viridiplantae; Streptophyta; Magnoliopsida; Ranunculales; Papaveraceae. The transcript has 5 exons. The coding region runs from base 1 to 1143 and encodes 380 amino acids. The record is from RefSeq and is a predicted model, not a curated record. Gene Ontology annotation, molecular function: zinc ion binding.
AUGCACAACCCACUUAUCAAGCCUCGCGAAAUUGAAGAUUAUAUAAAAGUUGGUGCUGAUGUUAAUAUCAAAUAUCACCAUGCAUAUCAUGGUUUGGAACGGUCACACCAUGAAAUUUUUGGGAAUGAUGUAAAGUCUUACUCUGAUCUGGUUUGGUGGGUGAAUUCAUUGAAAGAAACAAAUCCUGGCUCUUAUGUGGAUUUUCAGUUUAACGAUGCAACUCAGACAUUUGAAAGGUUUUUAUCCGCUAGCCUUUGCAUUGGUCCCAGGAGAGAUGUUGACAAUUGGGAUUGGUUUAUGCGCAAUCUUAGCAACAUUGUCGAUGACCGUCCUAUCACCUUUAUGAAAUCGGACGAGAAGUACAAAGAAGUUAUGGCUUGUUUCAAAAAAGCAACUUAUGCUCUCACACCAGCAAGAUAUGAAGAAGCACUAAUGGAAGUGGAGUUAAUGGGAAGGCCUGGGGUUGCUGAGUAUUGCCGCAAUAUGCCUAGGGAACAUUGGUCCAGCGCGUUCUCCACUGGCUAUAGAUUUGGUCAGACUAUAUCAAGCGUUGCUGAGUCCUUCAAUAAUUGGAUUCGGAAAGACAAGAGGUUACGCGUUAUGGAGUUGAUGAAUGAACAUCGCAAAAUGAGUCUUUUGAUGGACCCAGAGAAGCUCACUCCUACCUACGAGGCGUUACUUAAAGAACAUAUUCAAAUUGGUCGAGUUUGGAAUGUUACUCGGUCAUCUGCGUAUGAGUAUGAGAUUCAUUUGCCUAGGUCUCACACUGUUGAUCUGCUGAACAAGACUUGCACCUGCCAAAGAUGGCGUGUUUAUGGUUUUCCAUGCUCUCAUGCUACAUUAUCUAUUUCUGCCAAGGGUGGUCGAUACGUAGAUUAUAUCGAAGACUACUUCAAAGUUACAAAUUUUCAGAAGCUGUAUUCAAUUGCUAUCAGACCAAUCCCCAACUACAACAGGCCAGAGCAGUAUCUGCCAGAGGAUACUAUUUUUCCACCCCAUCCACGAGUUCCACCAGGUAGGCCAAAGGGAAAUCGUAUCAAGAAUGCAUGGGAGAAAGCUAGGAAGUCCGUCCGUUGUUCCAACUGCAAGAAGAAAACUCACCACAACAAGACAACGUGCACUGUCAUUCCUUCAUACCCAUGA